UAUGAAGUGUCUACUCCAGAUAGCCAUCCUCCUCCUCCUCCUCCCCCUCACCCUCACGGUACCGGUCCUAAGAGAGCCAGUACCGGUCCUAAGAGAGCCAGUACCGGUCCUAAGAGAGCCAGAACCACCACCUCCCCACCAGGAUCUAGUGGGGAAUGCUCGCUGGAUGGUAAAGUUCUCUAAUGUCAGCAUCCUAGCUACACAGUCUUCUUUUCUGGAUGGGUUCCCUUUUGGACAGAACAAGGAUGUGGCUGAUGGACUGUGGAAUGAGACCUUGUCAACUGGAGUACCCUGUAUCUACACCUCUCACCUGGAGAUACAAGCACAGGACUUCCUGAAGGACCCCAAAGUUACAUUUGGCUACAGUUCCGAGUUUACUCACUGGUGCAAUGACAAUGGUGUGGAUAACGACGAUCCGAGAUGUGGCAAAGUAAUGUUGUCAGGAGAGAUGGAGAAAGUAACUGACGAAGCUGAAGUCACAUGGUCGAAAUACGGUAUGUUCACAAGACACCCUGCAACCAAGAACUGGCCAGUCAGUCACGGGUUUGCUUUCUACAAGCUCAACAUACAGAACAUCUUCGUGCUGGAUUUCUACGGUGGACCUACCAUGCACCUUAAUGUUACUGAGUACCUUGAUUACAAGUUUGAUUGGUAGAGAUGGAAUGUUACUGAGUACCUUGAUUACAAGUUUACGUUUGAUUGUUAGAGAUGGAAUGUUACUGAGUACCUUGAUUACAAGGGGGGUGAUGCAACGUCAAUUAAUGUCAAUUAAUGUCAAUUAAUGUCAAUUAAUGUCAAUUAAUGUCAAUUAAUGUCAAUGUCAGUUUUGCAAAAUUUUGGAAUACUGACAUUAAUUGACACGAUAUUUUUCGACCAGAGAUUAUGUAGUUCUACCAUAUUUUUAGCACUUUAGAACGUUUAUAUCAUCAAUUUAUUCACUACUAUCACAUAUGGAAAUG
Bolinopsis microptera is the source of this 959-nucleotide messenger RNA. Its product is annotated as protein CREG1-like. The record is from RefSeq and is a predicted model, not a curated record. Lineage: Eukaryota; Metazoa; Ctenophora; Tentaculata; Lobata; Bolinopsidae. The transcript has 3 exons. The coding region runs from base 2 to 655 and encodes 217 amino acids.